AUGAAGACCUUAGUUCCCAAGGCUCUCCUCCUGCUGCUCCUGGCCAACCUGUCUCUGACCAGGCAUCCAGAAGGUUCACACUCCAUGCGCCUUUUGCACACUCUCCUCACCUGGCCUCACCACCUGGAGCCCCAGUUCAUCUAUGCUGUCUACUUUGAUGACAUUCAUGUUUUGAGAUACAACAACAGACAAGAGCCUCCAAGGAUGGAGCACUGUGCACCAUGGGUGGAUCAGCAUAAGCCAGAGUUUUGGGAGGAGAUGACCUGGAACAUUCAGAGAGUAAUAGACAUGUACGACAACAUACUGAAGAACAUGCUUCGCAUCUAUAAUCAAAGUGAAGUUGGAAACCACACAGUCCAGAUCCUGCUUGCCUGCCAUAUGUUGCCUGGAGGGAACUUCAGUCAUGGACAAUAUGAAUUACUCUUCAAUGGCCGUGAUCACAUUGUGCUCAACGAGGACCUGAGAACUUGGACUGCAGUUGGCAAGGCAGCUGAAAUGCUGAGGCAAGAGUGGGAGGAGUCAGGUUUUGCACAAGCUUUGAAGACUUUCAUAGAGGGUGAUUGUGUGCAGUCGAUCCUCGAAAACUAUGGGAAGGAGAUUUUGCUGAGAACAGAUGGCCCUAAAAUGCAUGUGACCCAUAGGGUCAGAGCUGAUGGAAAUAUCACUCUAAGGUGCUGGGCCCUGGACUUCUACCCUGCUGACAUCACCCUGACCUGGCAGAGAGAUGGGAGCAACCAGACUGUGGGUAUGGAGGUGAUAGAGACCAGGCCUUCAGGAGAUGGGACCUUCCAGAAGUGGGCAGCUGUGGUGGUGCCUUCUGGGGAGGAGCAGAGAUACACAUGUCAUGUGGAUCAUGAGAGGCUGCCUGAGCCCCUGACCCUGAGAUGGGAGCCUCCUCAGUCCUCUGUCCCCAUCAUUCCAGUUGUCACUGGCCUGGUUCUUGGAGCUGUGCUUGUGGGAUCUGUGGUGACUUUUCUGAUAUGGAAGAGGAGGACUAAAGGUGAGGAAAGGGCAGGGUCUGAGUUCAAGUCUCCAUGGCAAUAUCAAGUCCAGCUGAGACUGUGCACUACCACAUGA
This is a messenger RNA of Onychomys torridus (southern grasshopper mouse), 1077 nucleotides long. Its product is annotated as H-2 class I histocompatibility antigen, Q10 alpha chain-like. The transcript is spliced from 5 exons. Gene Ontology annotation, cellular component: external side of plasma membrane. The record is from RefSeq and is a predicted model, not a curated record. Lineage: Eukaryota; Metazoa; Chordata; Mammalia; Rodentia; Cricetidae. Bases 1 to 1077 code for a protein of 358 amino acids. Gene Ontology annotation, molecular function: peptide antigen binding; signaling receptor binding. Gene Ontology annotation, biological process: positive regulation of T cell mediated cytotoxicity; antigen processing and presentation of endogenous peptide antigen via MHC class I via ER pathway, TAP-independent; antigen processing and presentation of endogenous peptide antigen via MHC class Ib.